AUAUAUAUAUAUAUAAACCUUUUAUGCCACUCUUCUCCACUACCGCCCCCUUUGCCAUUACUGCAGCUCAAAGCAGAUUGCUUCGUCUCUAAAUUCUAAGGUUGCUGUGUUUUUUUGGGUUUAACAUUUACCAAGAAAGAAAUAUGUCAGGAGAGGAUGCUGCUGUUCCUGUUGUCGCUGCCGAGACUCCUGCUCCAGCACUUGGGGAGCCCAUGGACAUCAUGACCGCACUGCAGCUGGUGCUAAGGAAGUCUAAAGCUCAUGGAGGACUUGCUCGAGGACUCCAUGAAGGUGCAAAGGUGAUUGAGAAGCAUGCUGCACAGCUUUGUGUGCUAGCUGAGGACUGUGACCAGCCAGAUUACGUCAAGCUGGUGAAAGCACUUUGUGCUGAUCACAAUGUCAGUUUGAUUACAGUUCCCAAUGCAAAAACUCUUGGCGAGUGGGCUGGUUUAUGCAAAAUUGAUUCUGAAGGGAAAGCAAGGAAGGUUGUUGGUUGUGGCUGUGUUGUCGUGAAGGAUUAUGGUGAAGAGACUGAGGGUCUCCAUAUCGUCCAAGAGUACGUGAAGUCUCAUUAAAUAGAAGGUUGAGAUGGAGCUUUAGGGGACCAUGAGGCUAGAUAAGUCUGAUAUGGAGCUUUAGGGGAACUAUGAAGCUAGAGAUUCCAUGAGACUAUCUUUUUGGCAUUUAUUUAGAGUUGAAUUUUUGAGAUUUCAAACAAUGUUGCCUUAUUAUUGUGUUACUUCAAAUUUUGUUUUCCCUUCUGGGAAGAUCUAAUAGUUUGAAACUGCCCUCUAGUUUAUAAUCUUGUUGCCCUCAUCAGCUUAAAAAAUAUUCAUUUCUUAAAAAAACAUUAGCUUGGUUUAUACUGAUAUAGGCCAUGUUAAGUCUUUA
Nicotiana attenuata is the source of this 891-nucleotide messenger RNA. RefSeq names its product 40S ribosomal protein S12-like. The record is from RefSeq and is a predicted model, not a curated record. Gene Ontology annotation, biological process: translation. Lineage: Eukaryota; Viridiplantae; Streptophyta; Magnoliopsida; Solanales; Solanaceae. The transcript has 5 exons. Gene Ontology annotation, cellular component: ribosome; cytosolic small ribosomal subunit. Gene Ontology annotation, molecular function: structural constituent of ribosome. The coding region runs from base 144 to 575 and encodes 143 amino acids.